Molecule: messenger RNA, 234 nt
Organism: Penicillium egyptiacum
Lineage: Eukaryota; Fungi; Ascomycota; Eurotiomycetes; Eurotiales; Aspergillaceae
Source: the annotation of a GenBank genome assembly
AUGGCCACGCCUUCAGCCCAGACGAGGGACGGCUGUGAACUGCAAUUUGGCACAAAUCAUAUGGGCCAUGCACCCCUCACAAAGAUCCUACUACCGGUUCUCGAGCAGAUGGCACAGGAGGGAGCAGAUGUCCGAGUCGUCUCAGUAUCGUCUCAUGCCCACUUCUAUGCACCGCCCGAAGGCUUCCAGUUCGACACGCUGAAGACACCAGGGGACACACUCACCGCUUUUUAG